CCUUUUUGGGGCAACCAAUGUUUGACCAGGUCGCUAGCAGGAGAACACUCCCGGCGGGCACGCUGCGCCAGGCUCGGGAUGUCAGAGUUGCACGGGCUGCCCGCGAUGCACCGCUCCGUCAGCCUGCCUCCUCGCCAGAGGCGGGAGUGCACCGCAAUGCUGUUGCACGAGUUGAAGCAACCGACAUCAUUCCUCUGCCCGAUCUCGCACCAGUCCAUGCACGACCCCUUGCUGCUCGCGGACGGGCACACGUAUGAGAGGCAGCGCAUCGAGCUCUGGCUCCCCCACGCCACCACUUCGCCAGUCACUGGGCUGGAGCUCUCCUAG
Molecule: messenger RNA, 327 nt
Organism: Prorocentrum cordatum
Lineage: Eukaryota; Dinophyceae; Prorocentrales; Prorocentraceae
Source: the annotation of a GenBank genome assembly